AUGACAAGCCAAAACCAAAAACUCACUUCAGAAAGACUUGUUACUGGUAUUCAAGAGAUAUUGAAAAGUAAUGGUCAAACUCUAGAUGACAUUAUUGACUAUAUAUUUGACAAAGAUCCAGAUUCUCUUUACAAGAGAAUUGAUUAUCAUGUAUCAAAAGGCCACACCAAUUAUACAAGACUAGCUCAUCAUUUUCAAACACUAGUAUCACCUGAGUUGCAAGACAAUUUAUCACCUGAAGGUGCUGUAUAUUUUACAGAUACCAGAUUGAUGUCAGAUCAUCUUUUCUGUGAACACUAUCAAUACCAUGCGUUGAAUUUUAUUGUCUGCACUAAAGAAAAACUGGAACAACAACGCAAUGAGAUGAAUGAACUAGUUCAACAAAUAUUUCAUAUGUCUCAUGAUAGUAAUUCUCUUCAUGUAGACGUUUCGUGUUUAUUACACGAGGUAGUUGAUCUCAUAGUGAAGAUUGAAGGGAAAAUUCCUGAAAAAUUAGAAAUCAAAAGUUUUUGGGACGGACGUUCCAAAAACGAAGUCAUUCAUGCCUUUGUAAUUCUCAACAGUAUUCUUUCUACUCAGUGCAGAUAUAAUGCAUUUAUUACAGAUAUGUAUAAAAGACAAGAAAUACAUAAGAAUGUUUCGAAAUAUUUUGACAUAACUUUCUCAACAUUGAAUGAUUUAGUUGAAAAUGGAUUUAUUUACAACUUUGAAGAAAACGGCGUAAAGAAAAUGGAGUCAAAUCAUCCCAACUCUGAAAAAAGUUAA
Messenger RNA from Naegleria fowleri, 765 nucleotides. RefSeq lists its product as uncharacterized. The transcript has a single exon. NCBI's taxonomy places the organism in Eukaryota, Heterolobosea, Eutetramitea, Acrasida, Naegleriidae. Bases 1 to 765 code for a protein of 254 amino acids. The record is from RefSeq and is a predicted model, not a curated record.